This is a messenger RNA of Seminavis robusta, 1581 nucleotides long. The record is from the annotation of a GenBank genome assembly. NCBI's taxonomy places the organism in Eukaryota, Bacillariophyta, Bacillariophyceae, Naviculales, Naviculaceae.
AUGAUGACAAAGAAAAGUGAACCAACCGAGAUGUGCAACUUGAGUUCUUCCGAGGCAAACGGGCAGGAAGCUUCGCCACAGCAAGCGGCUGGUUAUGGUCUCAUCCACAUCCACACGAACAAUAACGAUGAAGUUAUAGCACCACCAAAGAGCGUGGAUGAUAUCGAGAUGACAUUGCAUCACGAACCAAACGAUAGCAAGGACGAUGCGUCGUAUGGAGAAGAGAACGACGCUGCUGCAAUCAUGGACAACCGGCCACUGACAAAACUAGAGAUUUGGAAUCUUGUGUUUUGCGUCUUGGCUUGGGCGUGCACCAUUGCCAACGUGACCUUGGUAGUGGGAACCAGCAAUGUCGUUCUCCUUUCCAUUGGUGGCGAUCCCAGUCUCUCAUCGGUGCCACUGGCAACCUUUUUCAUGGGCGCUUCCCUGGUCAGCUUGCUGGUUACGCCGUGGCAUUUUGUUCGGUUGGGCCGCAAGCUCGGUUUCUUGGCCGGUGUAUGCCUUGGUUUGCUGGGCAGUGGCUUGGGUUGUUGGGCUGUUUGGAUUUCUUCCACGGCACUGUUGAUUGUGGCCACUGCUUGCUUUGGUGCUGCCAUGGGGAUUGGUUUCUACCUUCGCUUUGCCGCGGUGGAAGUGGUCCCCUUUCACUGGGCCGACAAGGCUGUGACACUGGUGGUGUCCGGGGGGUGCAUUGCCGCCUUUGCGGGACCUGAAUCCGCGGAAGGAACACGAGGCAAGUUUGGAGACGAAGAGCAUCUACUCUAUCUUGGUGUUUUUAUCAUGACUGCUAUUUUCAAUGUGGCCAAUGGGAUCUUUACCGCUUCGGUACAGUUUCCCGACACUAGCAGCAGCCCGGCCAAGAAACAAACGUCCCAUAUCAACAACAGUCCCCCGCAUUGGCCACAGCGUGUCUGGGCCAUUCUACAGAGUCGAAACUUUAUUGUCCCCAUGUUGAUCUCGGCAGGAUCCUGGAUUAUCAUGGCCUUGCCCAUGAGUGUCCUCCGUGUGGCCAUGCAUCAGGUGGGCUUUUCGUCGCGACAAUCCCUCCUCACUAUUGAACUACAUUUCUUUGGAAUGUACGCACCGGGAUUCUUUACUGGACGGUGGAUUGCAUCGUACGGGCCUCGCGUGGUCGCGGUGGGAUCUGUGGCGGUGUUCUUGGCCGCCCUCGCGUGUUUGCAAACCACCAACGAGUACAAUGACGACAGCUCGAACAUUGCCCUCUGGAUCGUUGGGAUGGUCCUUAUUGGAGUGGGUUGGAACUGUGCGUUUUCUGGUAGCACUGUCGGGUCUACUCGCGCCUACAACAGCCGACCGGACUGCAAAUCGGCCAUUCAAGCCGCGAACGACGGCUUGACGUUCUUGUUGGCGGGAGCCGUCAUUUGCUCAGCGAGUUCCAUCUACCAAGCUGGAGGAGAAGGCAUGGAAGGAUGGCGGGUGGUCAAUUGGGUCGUUGUGGGCUUCAUUGGGGUGUUUUCGCUCAUUUUGUUCCUUGACGUGGUUAUGGAUCGAUUCUCGCUCUCUGGCGCAGGAGUUCAGGUUGAUGUUUGGUCACUUCCGUCCAGCAAGAUUCCAAAAUGA